This is a messenger RNA of Camponotus floridanus (Florida carpenter ant), 662 nucleotides long. RefSeq lists its product as uncharacterized. The transcript has 2 exons. NCBI's taxonomy places the organism in Eukaryota, Metazoa, Arthropoda, Insecta, Hymenoptera, Formicidae. The record is from RefSeq and is a predicted model, not a curated record. The coding region runs from base 137 to 550 and encodes 137 amino acids.
AUACCUCGCCAUAGAUACGUUAUCUAAUCGAGUCCACUCGACCGUUGAAUCUGAUCCUUAUUCCAUCAGUCUAACUUUGCACUUGUACGGGCUUUAUUCUUUAGUAUUGGAAUUUUCUCGUUUCGUUGCAUCCAAUAUGGAAGAUAUGGAAGAAGCCGGUAUGGAAGAAGUACAUAUACAGUUCAAGGAUGACACCAUACGGGAGAACGUGCAAAAGAAGUUAUUGAACUUAAUCAACAAGUACAAAGAGCUGAACGACGAGGAUAAGGAGAAGUUCCAAAAGCAGGCCGUUGACACGUUGACGAAGACGCUGCAAAAAGUACCUGAAACAAUACCUCAGAAAGCGAUUUCUCCCUCAUGGCUCGUGUUAUGUCAAGCUUACUUUCCAUUCAUUUUGGCGACAUCGUGCGUGACAUUUCUGCUCGUUAUGGGUGUCCGCGGAGUGUAUCGCUGUAUAUGGAAACAAAAACAGCGUUAUAUACAGAAGAAAAAACUCAAACAACAAAAAGCGGAAGCGAAAUUACAAAGUGCGAAGAAAAAGGAGGAGUAGACAAUAUAAGAUACAAUUAAUCUUAUAUUUUGGAGAAGAAAUUUGUUGACGAAAUUGAAGCAGGUUCUUAAUGAAUUCAAGAUGCAUAUAAUGUUCAUCAUACACAUAUUUA